AUGGCCAAUCGAAGGCUCAUCGAGCUACUGGAGAAAGGCGGCCACCUGGAUAACAGGCAACACGCGUUCCGACCAGGCAAGGGUGCCAACACCUACUUCGCCGCACUGGGUCAAAUACUGGACGACACAAGAAGGAAAGGGCACCACGUCGAAAUGGCAUCGUUGGACCUCUCGGAGGCGUACAACUGCACCUGGACACCCGGUGGUCCUGGUAGGAAACCAAACAUCAAGAGCAACCAAGGAAGAAACCGGGGUCCCCAGGGCUCAGUAAUUGCCGUCACCCUCUUCCUCAUCGCGAUGGAAGGCGUCUUCGACCGACUACCGAAAGGGAUAUACAUCCUGGUGUACGCCGACGACGUCCUGCUGGUGGUUACAGGAAAGCACCCUAAAGCUACGCGGCGGAAACUACAAGCGGCCGUCAACGACGUGACAAAAUGGGCCAAAUCACCCGGCUACGUUAUGUCUGCGGGUAAGUGUUCCCGAACCCAUAUAUGCAGCAUCAACCAACGACCUCCAACCCAACCCAUCGCCAUCGACAAAAUCCCCAUCCAUACCAAGAAAACCUGCAAGAUCCUCGGUGUCACAGUGGACAGGAAACUCAAUUUCAGUGACCACUGCAACCGAGUACGGGGUGAAUCGAAUGCAAUCAUCUGCAGCCGACUCCUCUACGGCAUCGAGCUGAGCAUCCUCAACCUUGACAACCUCAUCAUCCUGCUAGGGCCAACAUAUAACAGGACUAUCCGGAUAGUCUCCGGACUGCUCCCGUCGACCCCGGCGGAUGUGGCCUGCGCCGAGGCCGGUGUGCUACCCUUCCGUUUCCAAGCCACCGCCGCCCUCUGCAGCAGGGCCAUCGGUCACUCCGAGAGAACAAAAGCAAGCCAAAACCACGACCACCUCAACGAUAACGCCAACACGGCUCUCCACAACCUCUGCGGUAAAAACAUCCCCAAGAUCGCCGGCCUCCGACGCCUGGGACCGAGACACUGGCAAACCCCCCCUCCCAAAGUAGACCUCAAGCUCAAAGAACGCCUCUCAAGAAACCCAAACCCAGCUGUAGCACAGGAAACCUUCAAAAACCGCAUCCGGGAAAGGUACCAGAAACACGACAUCCGAUUCACGGACGGCUCCAAGGCUGCCGGCAGAGUCGGCAUCGGAAUUUACUCCUCCACCCUCGAUGAAUCGUACCGACUGUCGGACCGUUGCACGGUCUACUCAGCUGAAGCAGCCGCAAUCUUCAGGGCCAUGGCCAUACCCAGCACACUGCCGAUCCUCAUCGUUUCGGACUUGGCUAGUGUCCUACCCUAG
Messenger RNA from Armigeres subalbatus, 1305 nucleotides. RefSeq lists its product as uncharacterized. Bases 1 to 1305 code for a protein of 434 amino acids. The record is from RefSeq and is a predicted model, not a curated record. Lineage: Eukaryota; Metazoa; Arthropoda; Insecta; Diptera; Culicidae. The transcript is spliced from 3 exons. Gene Ontology annotation, molecular function: nucleic acid binding.